Messenger RNA from Hansenula ciferrii, 663 nucleotides. RefSeq lists its product as uncharacterized. The record is from RefSeq and is a predicted model, not a curated record. Lineage: Eukaryota; Fungi; Ascomycota; Saccharomycetes; Phaffomycetales; Wickerhamomycetaceae. The coding region runs from base 1 to 663 and encodes 220 amino acids. The transcript has a single exon.
AUGACUUAUAAUAAGAUCUCAGCUAGUUCAGCUAACAUACGUGAAGAGAUUUGCGUUCUUGAUCCUUUAUUUUAUGCUGAUGAGUUUGAAAGUUCUUCAGUUUAUCUUCAAGAUGAUACAGAAGACUCUCUCACAAACAGUUUCAAUUCAUUAAAGCUCAAGAAAUCAUUUAAAUCACUAGACGAGCGUAGAGCUAAACUUCGAAACUCAGAUGAUCAUUUUACAAUAUUACAAUUACCAAAAUAUAAUUCAUUUACUGGUAAAUCCUUACCACCAAAACCAAGAUCAACAUUGAAAAAUUUUACUAUACAUCAAGAUGAAAAUAAAGAAAUUAUUAAAAUUAAUGAACAAAGCUCCAAAUUAAUUGAAACUUUUGGUAUUGAUUUUAAAUUGUAUCUUGAUACAGGGUUUCAUUUAUCUCCAUUCACUCAAAUUCAAUUUAAAAGAUAUCAAAAUGAAGAAUCUAAUGUAAAUAUUCCAAUUGAAUAUAGAAUUGAUUAUAGUAUUGAUUUAUCAUUAAUUGGACGAUUUGUUGAUGAAAAUUAUGAUAUAUUGGAUGAAUUUGAUGAUGAUUUUUUUGAAUAUGGUGAUGUAAUAUAUUUGGAUAAUUCUGAUGAAGAUGAUUUUGAAAAUGAAGAUGAUUCUUCUGAUGAAGAAGGUUAA